CUUAAACAAAAGCUAAAACAUCCUUGAACCAGAGACAAAACAACCUUGAACAAGAGAUCAACAAAAUGAUACAUACUUAUUAUGAACUACUUCUUAUUGUUUCAAGACCAAGAACCUGAAACUAAAGCUAUCUGCCUCAUAAUUCUUUUACUUAUUUUAGUAACUCGUUUGCUAUUAUUGCUGAGAAGAAAGAACGGUGGAAAUUGGAGAUUACCUCCAGGUCCUAGUAGGCUUCCUCUCAUUGGAAACCUGCACCAGCUUGGCGACAUGACUUCUCAAUCACUAUAAAAGCUUUCUAAUAAAUAUGGAGAUCUGAUGUUUAUCCAGAUAGGCUCAGUGCCUGCUUUGGUGAUCUCAUCAACAGAUGUAGCUAAAGAAGUCUUCAAAAACCAUGAUAUUGUGUUUUCUGGAAGACCUGCUUUAUAUGCUGCCCACAAGCUCUUAUAUGGGUGCACCGAUAUAACUUUUUCUCCUUAUGGUGAGUACUGGAGAACAAUCAGAAAGUUAUCAAUAUCGGAACUUUUGAGUCCAAAGAGAGUUGCAUCAUUUCGAGAUGUUAGGGAAGAGGAAGUGUCUAUUGUCAUGGAUUUCGUCCGCAAAGCUUCUGCUUCUAUGGCUCCCAUUAAUGUAACUGAGAUGUCAUGUUCUAUCAUAAACGACGUUAUCUGUCGAACUGCCUUUGGUAGAAAAUUUGGACAGGGAGGAGGUAAGCUUCGAAGAAUUCUUCAAGUAACCCAAGAAAUGGUUGGUGGAGCCAGGACUGCCGAUAUCUUCCCAUGGAUGAGUUGGAUCCACAGGUUCGAUGGAGUUGACACACAAUUAAAGGACAGUAUUGAGGAAUUAGAUAAUUUUUAUGAGAGCAUAAUAGGUGAACACCUCGAACCCCAGAGACCAAACCCUGAAUACGAAGAUUUUGUCGAUGUUCUGCUUCGCCUUCAGAAGGACCCUGAUCAGAGUAUCUCCUUCAGUAGAUAUCAAAUUAAAGGAAUCCUCACGGACAUGUUCAUUGCUGGAACUGAUACAUCUUCUGCGACAAUUGCAUGGACAAUGACUGAACUAGUCAGGAAUCCAGCAGUGAUGAAAAGAAUACAAGAGGAAAUGAGAAAAAUCCUUGGCAAUAAAGCGUUAGUUGAAGAAACUGAUCUUACCAAACUGAACUACCUGAAGUUAGUGGUAAAAGAAACACUGCGGCUUCAUCCUCCUGCACCAUUGCUAGUUCCAAGGGAAACUACAGAUAGCUGCAUAAUAAAUGGGUACUACAUCCCAGCGAAAACGAGGGUGUUUUUUAAUGCAAAAGCCAUCGCAACAGACCCUAAGUUUUGGGACGAUCCAGAAGAGUUCCGACCAGAAAGAUUCAUAACUAAGAAUAUAGAAUUUAAAGGACAAGACUUUGAGAUGGUACCAUUUGGGAUUGGACGGAGAAGUUUCCCUGCUAUUAACUCAGCUUUGGUCAUAAUUGAACUUGUUCUUGCAAAUCUUCUGUAUGGUUUAGAGUGGGAAUUGCCCCUUGGGUUGAAAAAGGAAGAAAUCAAUAUGCAAGAAGCUCCUGGGAUCACAGUUCACAAGAAGUUUCCACUCUUCUUGGUAGCCGCUACUGCUACUGCAUGA
Molecule: messenger RNA, 1608 nt
Organism: Papaver somniferum (opium poppy)
Lineage: Eukaryota; Viridiplantae; Streptophyta; Magnoliopsida; Ranunculales; Papaveraceae
Product: cytochrome P450 71A9-like
Exons: 2
Coding region: 316-1608 (430 amino acids)
Molecular function (GO): heme binding; monooxygenase activity; oxidoreductase activity, acting on paired donors, with incorporation or reduction of molecular oxygen
Source: RefSeq, a predicted model, not a curated record